CAUUCAGUAGAGAAACUGCGUCUCUGGUAUAUUUAUGGUAUGGCUUGUCUUCACUUUGACAUUUGAUACUGAGUUGUGGUUAGGCUACCGGUACAGUCUGUGCGCAGCUGCCUGAUUCCAAUACUUCACUCAAUACCUUGAUUCCAACACCUUCACAACUCAGCUUUACUUUGCUCGAAGACACAUCAGCAUGCCGACAUCCAAGCGCAAAGCAGUCGAUGCAUCAUGCGACCAAGUUUCCACCAAAAAAGCCAGCCACAUCUAGAAUGCGCAGGGAAGCUGCUCGGGAUAACUCAGAACGAAAUCUCAAGCACUCGUCUCUGCUUCGCCUGUCGGGAGAGAUUCGCAAUCGUACAUACAAACAUGUUUUCAGCGGCAACCUGCUACGUAUACUUCCGAACGAAGUCUGCGUCCAUUCUGCACCUCUUUAUCAAUGCGCAAAGCUAUCGCCGGAGAAUUGGACUCAACAGUUGCACUUCACCCGCGUGUGCUUCGAUGUAUAUACCGAGCCGAAAUUGUUACCCUGGGUCUACAGUCACGUCUGGUUCUUCAGCCGCCCUGACCAGGGUGGACAUCGCAAUUCAUGGAUCGAGACAGUUGGUCGUAGCAUCUGUCAUGCGGUUUGGAACGUCGAAAUGUGUGCCCAACCUUCUAUUGAUGCAGAAUACUCGUCGCUGAGACUGCGCGAAGAUCUGGUCGACAUUCACAAGUCUUUUCCGAGCGUCAAGAAGAUUCGAAUACGAGUCGAGGCAAAAGAGUCUCGGCUACCAUUCACACAGGAAUAAGGAGAUGUAGUGCUGGAAUACGCCCUGGAAAGAAACUGGCAGGUGGUCUUCAGAACGGUCGACAUCUAGGAUCACGAUGAACAGAUUUUUAGCUGGAAGUACGGAAUAAAUGGGGGACGCGGUAUGCUGACUCUGCAAGGGUUAUAGCGAGCUUAUGGAUGCUCAAGGUAAUGGCCGUAACCUUUGUGAUUGGAGACAAAAGUAGAGCAAGAUCAGACCUUACUUUCACUUCUUGCUCUGUCUUGUAGCUUCACUUACGAACUCUACAAAGUCCUAGACAUCUUUUACCUCGCUGUCUCACAAUA
Messenger RNA from Didymella exigua CBS 183.55, 1090 nucleotides. RefSeq lists its product as uncharacterized. Bases 219 to 785 code for a protein of 188 amino acids. The record is from RefSeq and is a predicted model, not a curated record. NCBI's taxonomy places the organism in Eukaryota, Fungi, Ascomycota, Dothideomycetes, Pleosporales, Didymellaceae. The transcript has 2 exons.